Eutrema salsugineum is the source of this 2947-nucleotide messenger RNA. RefSeq lists its product as uncharacterized. The transcript is spliced from 18 exons. The record is from RefSeq and is a predicted model, not a curated record. Gene Ontology annotation, biological process: lipid metabolic process. Lineage: Eukaryota; Viridiplantae; Streptophyta; Magnoliopsida; Brassicales; Brassicaceae. Bases 104 to 2659 code for a protein of 851 amino acids.
CCAUGCGCUCCAGAGAAAUCUCCAGAAGAAAGAAACUAUCAUCUUCCUCUUCUCCCAUUUUCUCAAAUUCCUCUGGUUUGGUUUCCUCUUCCACUUUCCACCGAUGAACUCUCUGCAAUUACACUGCUGCCUUCACAUCCUCCGUCCAAAACCCCGUCUUUUUCGCUGUUCCACUACCUUCACUCCCCGCACGUGCUAUUUUCCCGGGAAAUUCAGUUUCCGCGAAAGUUUCAGACACAGAGCCAAGGCUAAUCCCUUCGGUGUCUUCGCUCAAUCCGAGACGAAUGAAUCGGGUAUCGGAGGCGAAGAAAGUUUAUACAAGAAAGAGGAACCGGAACGACCUCCUUUCGAUAUCAAUCUCGCCAUCAUCCUCGCUGGUUUUGCUUUCGAAGCCUACGCUACACCUCCGGAAAAUAUCGGGAAACGGGAGGUUAAUGCAGCUGGGUGUAAUACUCUCUACCUUUCUGAGGCAUUUGUAAGAGAAGUAUAUGAUGGACAAUUGUUCAUAAAACUCAAGAGAGGAGUUGAUUUUCCUGCCUUGGAUCCAUGGGGAACGAGUGAUCCCUACGUGGUGAUGGACUUGGAUGGUCAGGUUGCUAGAAGCAAAACCAAAUGGGGGACAAAAGAGCCAAAUUGGAACGAAGAGUUUGUUUUCAAUAUCAAGCUGCCUCCUGCAAAAAAGAUACAGAUUGCAGCUUGGGAUGCAAAUAUUGUUACCCCACAUAAACGGAUGGGGAAUUCCGAAGUCGACCUGGAAUGCAUUUGUGAUGGAGACUUGCACGAAGUGCUAGUAGAACUAGAGGGUAUUGGAGGUGGUGGGAAAGUUCAUCUGGAGAUUAGGUACAAGGGAUUUGAGGAAAUCGAAGAAGAAAAGAAGUGGUGGAAGUUCCCGUUUAUUUCAGAAUUCCUUAAAAGAAAUGAAAUGGAGUCAGUUUUGAAAAAUCUUGUUGACUCUGACGCCGUGCCAGCACGUCAAUUUGUAGAGUAUGCCUUUGGACAGUUAAAGUCGCACAAUGAUGCUUCCCUUCAGAAUAUUGAACUGCCUGGCUCUGAAGGUGACAAAAACUCUAAUUAUCAUUCUCCAGAGGUAGAUAUGGUUUCUGAUAGGGCUAGUUCAGAGGAUUCAUUGGAUCAGAAUCGUGGCAACAAAGAUAAAGAAGGUGAUGGUGAUGGCAGCAGCAAUGAAAUGGAGAGUGACAAUGAGAGUGGCACCAUUCAGUCAGAGAGUAAUCUCUUGGAUAACUUCUCCGGCAUAGUUAGUCAAAAUAUCGUUCAGAAACUUGGCCUUCCUUCACCUGGGAAAUUAAAAUGGGACGGAAUGGAAAUACUGGAAAAAUUUGGUCUACAAUCACGAAAAACUGCAGAAGCAGGUUACAUUGAAUCAGGGCUUGCCACUGCUGAGACUCGAGAAGUUGAUGAUGAAAAGGAAGAUGGCCAGCUCGCUAUCAACGCGCCCAAGUCUUCCCUUGCGGACAUGAAAAAUGCGACUCAAGAAUUGUUGAAGCAGGCUGAUAAUGUCUUUGGUGCAUUAAUGGUUUUGAAAGCAGUAGUACCUCAAUUAAGCAAGGACAGUCUUGGUACAGAGAAAGUCACAGAAAAAGAUGGUGCUUCCGGUGUACUAGACGAUGUCUUUGGCUUCUUGAAGAGUGAAAAACUCUCUGGCCUAGUGACUGUUGCCAGGGCGGAUGAAAAGAACGCCGAGGAAAUGAAAACACUAUUUUCUAGCGCAGAAAGUGCCAUGGAGGCAUGGGCAAUGCUUGCCACUGCCCUUGGGCAUCCAAGCUUUAUCAAAUCUGAAUUUGAAAAGUUAUGUUUUCUAGAGAACGACAUCACUGACACACAGGUGGCAAUUUGGCGUGACGCAAGGAGGAAAAGAGUAGUUAUCGCUUUCAGAGGAACUGAACAGACAAAGUGGAAAGAUUUGCAGACUGAUUUGAUGCUAGCUCCUGUUGGUCUGAAUCCUGAACGAAUUGGUGGGGACUUCAAGAAAGAAGUACAGGUUCAUAGCGGAUUUCUGAGCGCAUAUGAUUCAGUGCGGAUAAGGAUAAUAUCGCUGCUCAAAAUGGCUAUUGGUUACGUAGACGAUGUUACUGAGCAUGAAGAUAAAUGGCAUGUUUAUGUGACAGGCCAUAGCUUGGGUGGUGCAUUAGCUACACUCUUAGCUAUUGAACUUGCGUCAAGCCAAUUAGCUAAACAUGGAGCAAUAAAUGUUACCAUGUACAAUUUUGGAUCUCCAAGAGUAGGGAACAAAAUUUUUGCUGACGUUUAUAAUCAGAAAGUAAAAGACAGCUGGAGAGUUGUAAACCACAGAGACAUAAUUCCCACGGUCCCUCGCUUAAUGGGCUAUUGUCAUGUUGCUCAGCCUGUUUAUCUCGCUGCUGGAGACGUGGAGAAUUUAGAGUUCCAAAAAGAUGGUUAUCAUGGUGAGGUGAUUGGGGAAGCGACACCUGAUAUUCUUGUUAGUAGAUUUAUGAAAGGUGAGAAGGAACUCGUUGAGCAGAUACUUCAAACCGAAAUUAAAAUAUUCAACGCAAUUCGUGAUGGGAGUGCUCUUAUGCAGCAUAUGGAGGAUUUCUAUUACAUCACACUGUUAGAGAGAGUGAAAUUAUAUUACAAAAAGGUGGAAGAUCCGGAAGGGAUUGAAAAGACUACUAUCUGAUCAGUGGGCAAGAGCUAAGACCAUGAGAGCAUGUAGUGGCUCGCACCAGCUAUAUAGGAAUCACACUGUACACCAUUUACAAGAGACAAGCAUCCACUGGGUCGCAUGAUGUUCUCAUUGGACUAUGAAGUAAGAAGGAAGAUAUACUGUGUAUCAAUAUGUAAUUAUCUGAGAGCGGGUGACUCAUUCCUGUAAAUGUAAACAUAGACACGAUAUCGAAAGAGGACAAGAAAGGUUGGAAAUUAUCAAAACAUUUGAAGUGUAUAGUGUCAAUGAUCUCUUUUGUUA